AUGGAACUCACUGGCAAGAUCCGAUGGACGAAGACAGCUGGCAGCGUGUCAGAUCGCUUCCAGGACUCCAGUGUGUUCAACGAUACAUUGCACAUUGCAAAGAUUCAGAGGACACAGGGGGGUCGUUAUUACUGCAAGGCGGAGAAUGGCCUUGGUUCUCCAGCUAUCAAGUCCAUCCGAGUGGACGUCUAUUACCUCGAUAACCCAGUGAUUACUGUGCAUCAAAGUAUUGGAGAAGCUAAGGAGCAGUUCUAUUAUGAAAGGACAGUAUUCCUGCGCUGCGUGGCCAAUUCCAACCCGCCUGUCCGCUACAGCUGGCAUCGUGGGAGGGAGGUCUUGACUCAGGGCUCCGACAAGGGCGUGGAGAUCUAUGAGCCCUUUUUCACACAGGGGGAAACAAAAAUCCUGAAGUUGAAGAACCUGCGUCCUCAAGAUUAUGCCAACUACAGCUGCAUCGCCUCUGUCAGAAAUGUGUGUGGGAUUCCUGACCGCAGCGUUAUCUUUGGACUCACCAAUAAGACAGCAUCUCCAUCUAUCAAACUACUGGUGGAGGAUCCAAUUGUGGUUAAUCCUGGUCAGACUGUGUCCCUGGUCUGCAUCACCACAGGAGGGGAGCCACCUCCAACCCUCACCUGGGUCAGCAGUAAUGACAGCCUGCCUCAGAGGAGCGUAGUGAAAGGAGGCACACUCACGCUGCCCGCCAUCACCUCAGAUGAAGCUGGGGUUUACAGCUGUGUGGCCAGUAACAAUGUUGGAAACCCGGCAAAGAAGUCCACCACUAUCGUGGUGCGAGCUUUAAAGAAGGGGCGGUUCUGGAUCACGCCUGACCCCUACCACAAUGAUGAUAACAUCCAGAUUGGACGUGAAGUCAAGAUAUCUUGUCAGGUUGAAGCGACGCCCCCAGAGGAGCUGACAUUUAGCUGGUUAAAAAACGGGCGCGCCCUCCGGAGUUCAGAGCGCAUGGUCAUUACUCAGACGGACCCUGACAUCUCACCGGGGACCACCAACCUGGACAUCAUAGACCUGAAGUUUACUGACUUUGGCACGUACACCUGUGUGGCUGCACUGAAGGGUGGCGGCAUCCCUGAGAUCAGCAUUGAUGUAAACAUUUCGUCCACAACAGUUCCUCCCAGCCUGACAGUCCCCCGGGGCAAGUCCCCCCUGGUGGCCCGUGAGGGUGACACAGUGGAGCUGGAGUGCCUUGUUUCAGGAAAGCCCAAGCCCAUCAUCCUAUGGUCGCGAGCAGAUAAGGAGGCCCCCAUGCCUGAUGGCAGCAUGCAGAUGGAGAGCUACGACGGUGUCCUGCGGAUUGUUAAUGUUUCCAGGGAGAUGACGGGGUCGUACCGCUGCCAGACCAGUCAGUAUAACGGCUUCAACGUGAAGCCAAGGGAGGCUGUGGUGGAGCUCAUCGUCCAAUACCCUCCUACAGUGGAGCCUGUUCACAUGGAGGUCCGUCAGGGUUUGGGGAGGCCAGUAGUGAUGACCUGCAGAGUGCUGCGAGCCCAUCCCUCUCGAGUGUUGCGGUUUGAGUGGCUGCUUUCAAACCGGCUGCUCCAUGCCGGGGCGUUUGACCCACACAAAGAUGAGACGGAGUACACGAUCCGCAGCCUGAAUCGUGAAGGCUGGGGCGAGUACACAUGCAACGUCAUCAAUGAGGCCGGAGCAGGCAAAUGCACCUUUCAAGUUACAGGUAAAGCUUACCCUCCAGAGUUUUACUACGAUACCUACAGCCCUCUGUGGCAGAAUAGACCCCGAGUCUAUGGCUUUAAGCUGCAGUGGACCCAGAUGAAUCCUGGUGCUGUGGACCGCAUUGUUGCAUAUAGACUUGGCAUCAGACAGGUGGGCUCGCAGCGCUGGUGGGAGCAGGAGAUCCCUGUGGGAGAUACCAUCGGCAAAGGGGAGCUCAUGACUCAUAACCUGACUGAGCUGAUAAAACCUGAAUCUUAUGAGGUGCGUCUUACUCCCAUCACUCGCUUUGGAGAAGGAGACUCAACCAUCCGGAUCAUAACCUACAGUGCUCCCAUCAACCCUCACCUAAGGGAGUUCCACUGCAGCUUUGAGGAAGAGCCGAUCUGCAUGUUUACCCAGGACAAGAAUGAUGAUUUUGAUUGGACAAGGCACAGCGCUGCCACCCGGGACACAAAGUAUACACCCAACACUGGCCCCAGCGCCGACCACACUGGGUCUAAACAGGGGUUCUACAUGUAUAUUGAAACAUCCAGACCACGUAAGAAAGGAGACGAGGCUCGGCUUGUAAGCCCCUUUUUCAACAUCGCACCCAAAAACCCUUAUGGCAACCCCAACCCGCCUGCAUACUGCUUUGGCUUCUUUUACCACAUGUAUGGAAAACACAUUGGAACACUUAAUGCCUUCCUAAAGCAAAAGGGCCAAAUGACCUUAGACGCUCCCGUGUGGUCGCUAAGUGGUAAUCAAGGUGACCGGUGGAAGCAGGCCAAAGUAAGCAUUCAUCCAACAUCAUCCUUCCAGGUUGUACUUGAAGGUAUCCGGGGCCCAGGAAUCGAGGGAGAUAUUGCUAUAGAUGAUGUCACGCUAGAGGAAGGGGAGUGUCGAGAUCCACCGCCCAAUAUCAGUGCCAAUGCUCUGUCCACAUCCUCCCAUAUAUGGCUGCUUUGCACCACCUUGGUGCUGACUCUCCUUGAAGGUCAAAGGUGACCCUUUUUCUUUGUCAUCUCGGAGGAGAGAGUUCAGACCCACCGUCUGUGAGCUAUACCCUCUGCAUCCAAUCACCAAAGAUUCAUGCAUACCGAAAGCAUCAGGGUCCCCAGAAGGACCACAGACCAUUGGGGGGAGGGCAGGGUGGAUUUUAUGAAAGACGACACAAAAAGUAAUAAAGAAAACUUGCUAAUCUUUAUUUGAAGAGACCUCUUCUAUGUAAAACGAUCCUGACUGCAGGACUCUGGAUUUUAUGAGCACAAGAAAGAGGAGUUCACAAGGGUUGAGGGAAAUCAGUUUGUGAAGCACAAGAAUCAUUUUGUCAAUAUGUGGAAAACAUUUUGGAUUGCAGCAAAACGCAGAUUGCUGGCUUUUUGAAUUUUGGGUAUUUCUUCCCUCCCUUGAAGUAGGUGAAAUCAGACCGUUUUUUUAUUUGUUUUUUUAUCCUUAUUUUUUUGCAGCAGAUGCUGAUCAUCAAUUUUUUUUUUUCCAUCCUAGCCCAGCCUCACACUUUGGCAUUUCCUUAUCUGCUUGGUGCUUUUCUGUAUGAAAAUCUGGAACCUGACAACAUUUAGUUAUGUCUGUUUAUCCCCCUGUAGCUGCCUACAUAUCUGAUAACACUGUGCUCACGAGUCCAAGUGGCAAACGGACAGUGUGGUGGCAGGGCUAAAGGUAGAACGCUUAGCGAGUUGUACACAGUAAAGUUCAAGUUGAGGGAGCUAAAACAAAAUUUGAAAGAGGAGAGAUCGGUUCAAAAGAAGAAUUUUGAGUGAAGAAACAGGCAGAGUAGAAAGAGAUCCAUUUAGUGUGCUGCCUGUGGAAAAGAAGCCACUUUACUUUCUGCCAUGAAACAAAAGUGCCUUCAGAUUACAAACCGAAUCGUGAGCCUGAGUGUUAAUCAACAUUGAACAAGUCUCUGUUCAUGUUUCCUUUGAUGGGCUAUUUUCUAUCUUUUUUUUUGCCCCACAAGUGCUGAAGGAAAGCAACACAAGCUCAGAGGGAGUACAGAAGUUGAGCUGCUCAAUUAUUAUUUUCCCCAUGGGACGGUUGCCUGUGACUCCAUGUGUGUGCGUAACAUGCCUGGGUCGUUGCAUUUUAUAACGUAAAGGGCAGCAAAACAGGCAGAGCUGGUGCCCACCCCUGGCCACACGCUCGGAAGGAAUGUGGAUAAAAAUGGAAAAAGGGAGGCUGACGAUUUCUUUCUUUCUUUUCUUUUUUUUUUAUUCUUGAAGAUGGUUCAAGAUCAAGCUAGUGGAUAAAGACAUCCAAGGAAUGAAUACCCUACUCUCUUCUCAUAAUUCUCCUUCCCUGUGGGCGAGUAUUUUUUAACUAAAGAGAAGAGCAACUACUGAAUAAAACAUGGAGUUGUACAGCGAGGAAAGCAAAAACUUCGGGACUCCAGGCUCUUCGUUAGGGUGAUGUGUCUCACCCGUCUCCACCACCAUUUAUAUGGAACAAUAUGAAAAUU
This is a messenger RNA of Cyprinodon variegatus (sheepshead minnow), 4141 nucleotides long. RefSeq names its product MAM domain containing glycosylphosphatidylinositol anchor 2 (gene mdga2a). The record is from RefSeq and is a predicted model, not a curated record. The coding region runs from base 1 to 2673 and encodes 890 amino acids. NCBI's taxonomy places the organism in Eukaryota, Metazoa, Chordata, Actinopteri, Cyprinodontiformes, Cyprinodontidae. Gene Ontology annotation, molecular function: protein binding. The transcript has 17 exons. Gene Ontology annotation, biological process: nervous system development. Gene Ontology annotation, cellular component: membrane.